Messenger RNA from Hansenula anomala, 1039 nucleotides. It is a transcript of the gene RPC19, whose product is annotated as DNA-directed RNA polymerase core subunit RPC19. The record is from RefSeq and is a predicted model, not a curated record. Gene Ontology annotation, molecular function: protein dimerization activity; DNA-directed RNA polymerase activity. Bases 479 to 688 code for a protein of 69 amino acids. Gene Ontology annotation, cellular component: RNA polymerase I complex; RNA polymerase III complex. Lineage: Eukaryota; Fungi; Ascomycota; Saccharomycetes; Phaffomycetales; Wickerhamomycetaceae. Gene Ontology annotation, biological process: DNA-templated transcription. The transcript has 3 exons.
CAGCAAUUUUGAUCGGUGAGAAUUACGUAACAGAGCAGUCACGUGAAUUGUCAGAUGAAACAGGAGGGUAAUGGAUUAGCCAGUCACGUGUAAUGUCAGCUGACAAAAAUCUGAUAAUGAUGACAUAAUCUUGAAGGUCAAAAAAAAUUUCAAUUUAAAAGCGAUGAGGUUUAACUAUAGUGAAUACAACUUUUUGAUCUAUACAUUGUCUUUUAUCACACACACCAAAACCACAAUCAUGUCCACAGAAGAACCAGUACAAGAUGUUGAUGUCUCUAUGCAAGACGAAGAAGUUGAAGAUUUAGAUACUGAAAAAAUCAAGAUAGUAUGUUCGGUUUGGAUUUCUUUGUUACGAAGUGUUUAUUGAUUAUUAACCAUUCAUAAUUAGCUGCCAGGUGCUACUGAAGAUGGUACUGCUGCCUCUUUCCAAAUAAUAGAUGAAGAUCAUACUCUCGGGAAUGCCUUGAGAUAUAUAAUAAUGAAAAAUCCUGAAGUUGAAUUCUGUGGUUAUUCAAUUCCUCAUCCUUCAGAAACAAAAUUAAAUAUCCGUAUUCAAACUUAUGGUAAAAUCACCGCAGUGGAGGCUUUGCAUCAAGGUUUAGAUAAUUUAAGUGAAUUAUGUACCCAUAUUGAAGAUAAAUUCACAGAAAAGAUCAAUAAAGCUGAUUAUCCAACUGAAGAACCAUAAUUGAAUGGAAGGAGAUUCAAUUAUUGCAUAUAGGAAGUUAAAAAUAUACACUAGGUUUUAGAUAAUUUAUUAAAUCUGUAACAGGGAUCUUUGAAUGAAGGUGUACUAUACUGCAUGAACCAUUGAAAAAGACUUUCAAAGUACUAUCCUAAAAGACAUGAAAUGAAAGUUUAGACGUUUUAACUAUUCUUCUUUGAAUUGUCGUCUUGUAAUAUUUAAUCUUCGAUUAUCUCUGGUAAUACACGCUUUGAAGUUUCUUUUAUCUUAUUAUCGAUGUUCAAAUCUAGCUAUCGCACAUCUCAAAUAAGCAGAACAGAAAACUCAGGAAGCCAACCAUUUUUCUUAAUAAAC